CACUAGAGUAUCUUGAUUAUUCACAUGCAAAUUUUUAUUUUUCAAUUCCGAACAUAACAACGCGGCGAACAUAUUAGUUUUAGUAAUUUUACGAAUUACAAUUUCGUGGAGCACACAAAAUGACGUCGUGUAACGAAGCAAUACACGAUAUAGAAGAUUUAAUAGGAUCCAAUGAUAUCACACCGAUUGAAAGAUAUUCAAAGAAUACAAAUGUAACCGUCAGAGCCAAACGAAUUAAAAAUGCUAAAGAUCCUGACCCCAAAGUGGAACCAGUCGAGAAGAAUAUUCUACAAAGUAUUCUUCCCGGUACUCAGAAUAUAUACAUAAGAACGUGGGGUUGUGCUCAUAAUAAUUCGGACAGUGAGUAUAUGGCCGGUCUACUAGCUGCCUAUGGGUAUAACCUAACAACGGAUAAAAUGGAAGCAGAUUUGUGGUUGCUAAAUAGCUGCACUGUAAAGAACCCAUCGGAGGAUACCUUCAGAAAUGAAAUUGUGAAUGGUCGUAAAAUUGGCAAACAUGUCGUAUUGGCAGGUUGUGUUCCGCAGGCAGCCCCGAAGUCUGAUUAUAUCCAGGGCCUUAGUGUUGUUGGGGUUCAUCAAAUAGAUCGGGUGGUGGAGGUUGUGGACGAAGCUCUGAAAGGACAUUCGGUGCAAUUAUUACAGGCUAAAAAAGUGGACGGAAAACGGGUUGCAGGUCCUAAGUUGGCCCUUCCGAAGGUGAGAAAAAAUCCUUUGAUCGAGAUUAUUCCCAUCAACUCUGGAUGCUUGAAUGCGUGCACAUAUUGCAAGACCAAAUUUGCUCGUGCCAACCUGGUUAGUUACCCGGUGGAUGAGAUUGUUGAAAGAGCUGCCGCAGUUUUCAAUGAAGGCGUUUGCGAAAUAUGGCUCACUUCGGAAGAUACGGGUACUUACGGAAGAGAUAUUGGUUCGUCAUUACCUGAGCUGCUAUGGAAGUUGGUUGACGUGAUUCCUGACGGUUGCAUGCUUCGUCUUGGCAUGACAAAUCCACCAUAUAUACUGGAAUAUCUAGAAGAGAUGGCGAAAAUUUUAGCUCAUCCAAAGGUGUAUAGUUUUCUUCACGUGCCGGUUCAAAGUGGUUCUGAUUCUGUUCUCGCCGAUAUGAAACGGGAAUACUGCCGGGCGGAUUUUGAACACAUUGUGGAUUUUCUACGAAUAUCUGUUCCUGGAAUAAGUAUCGCUACAGAUAUAAUUUGUGGUUUUCCAACGGAAACUGAAAACGAUUUCAAACAAUCGAUGGUGCUGUGCGAGAAAUAUGCCUUUCCCAGCCUUUUCAUUAAUCAGUUCUAUCCAAGGCCAGGUACCCCGGCAGCGAAAAUGCAACGGAUUCCACCAAACUUAGUGAAAACUCGGACUAAGCGUUUGACUGAUUUAUUUUAUAGCUAUGAACCCAACGCGAGCAAAUACAAAAUAGGCGAACAACAAAAAAUACUAGUAACGGAGAUUUCUCACGAUAAAAAACACUACGUGGGUCACAACAAGUUUUAUGAACAGUUCCUAGUACCAAUGGAAGAGGAUCUCUUGGGAAAGUUGGUUGAGGUAAAAAUUGUGAAAGUUACAAAGUUCAGUUUGAUUGCCGAAAUCGUUCAACAAAAAAAGGAUUGGAUAGUCUGUACUAAUCCUGCCGUGGGACAAGCAACGGUAAAAUUCAAUAAGUGUGGAUUGCAAAUAGUGUAUAGCAAUAGAGGAGAAACAAAUUCGUUGUCGAUGGUUUGGAUUUUUGCUUUUCUAUCAUUUAGUAUAGCUGUUGUAUAUCGUUAUUACCUUCAUUUUGAUUGUAAUUGAGUUAUACCAAAAAUA
This is a messenger RNA of Toxorhynchites rutilus septentrionalis, 1817 nucleotides long. Its product is annotated as threonylcarbamoyladenosine tRNA methylthiotransferase. Gene Ontology annotation, cellular component: endoplasmic reticulum. NCBI's taxonomy places the organism in Eukaryota, Metazoa, Arthropoda, Insecta, Diptera, Culicidae. Gene Ontology annotation, molecular function: tRNA (N(6)-L-threonylcarbamoyladenosine(37)-C(2))-methylthiotransferase activity; 4 iron, 4 sulfur cluster binding. The coding region runs from base 120 to 1802 and encodes 560 amino acids. The transcript has 3 exons. The record is from RefSeq and is a predicted model, not a curated record. Gene Ontology annotation, biological process: tRNA methylthiolation.